GUGAUAGUUGAGCUCACCGUCCAGUCAAUCACGGAAAUCAGUGAAUUUUCAAGCAGUUUCAAAGCUGAUGUAUGGUUUUCACAAAUAUGGCGAGAUCCACGGCUUGAUUUCACCGAUAGAAACUACUGUAUAAAGAACAUUUCGUUAGCUGCUCACAAAUUACCACAAUUAUGGUCACCAAAUGUAGAAAUUCAUGCGUCCCCCUCUCAAAAUAUCCUUUUACUGGUGUUUCCGAAUGGAACCGUAUGGCUGAACUUUCGUGUUUCACUUAUUGGACCGUGUAAACUCGACCUCACAUAUUUUCCAAUGGACCGACAGUCUUGUAAUUUGGUCUUCGAGAGUUAUUCAUACAACACAGCUGAAGUGCGCAUUGUGUGGAGGGAUUGGGAACCAGUUUCCAUACCUGAUCCGAAUUCAAAAAAUCUACCUGAUUUCGAGCUGGUUCAGUUCAUGUAA
This is a messenger RNA of Cooperia oncophora, 456 nucleotides long. The record is from the annotation of a GenBank genome assembly. NCBI's taxonomy places the organism in Eukaryota, Metazoa, Nematoda, Chromadorea, Rhabditida, Trichostrongylidae.